AUGUAUUCGUCACUAACCGGCGCUGCGCAGACCGGUCUGCCUCUGUGUCGCAGCGAAAAAAUCAGCCAACUCCCAAUUCCAGGUCGGAGUGCUGACGUUUUUCUCGAUAAUGUUCUCACCAACCUGAAGAACGACACGGAGGUGCGGGAGAUGUUGGAUCCCCUGCGCGUAGAUGACGUUCAGCUGAAGCAGUUCGAGUUCUAUAACAUCACCAUUCACAACCUUCUGAGUUUGCUGAGGAAAGGUCCCGCAACGACCCAGAAUAGACUCGGAGGAAUCAUUCUCACUGCCACCUUGGAAGUCAACUCCGUCACCAUCCACAUCGACUACAUUCGGCAGAAGCGGCUCCUCCGACUGAGGGGCGAUAUUCUGGCGCAGAUCGAGCGCAUAACGUUCAGCCUCAAAGUCUCAGCAAACGUACUUUCGGGCAAGGUCGCACUCAAGGACUUCGAAGUAAUCGAUCUGGGCCAAGUACGCCUCCAAAGAAUCACUGGAGUCACUCCAGUCCUGAAUAAGCUCGCAGAGGUUCUGCUGCAAAGGCUUCUGGUUGACAGGAAUCGGGACAGAAUUCGCCAAGCAAUCCAGGAAAAGGGUCGAGAAGCUCUAGAAAACGCGUUGAUGAAAGCAGACUCGAGUUUGUUUUCUUUCUGA
Messenger RNA from Galendromus occidentalis (western predatory mite), 651 nucleotides. RefSeq lists its product as uncharacterized. NCBI's taxonomy places the organism in Eukaryota, Metazoa, Arthropoda, Arachnida, Mesostigmata, Phytoseiidae. The transcript has 4 exons. The record is from RefSeq and is a predicted model, not a curated record. The coding region runs from base 1 to 651 and encodes 216 amino acids.